UUGUCAAUUUUGUAAAGCCAUAAGAUUUGAAUAUGAACCGCCUGCAUUUUGUUGUAGCAAUGGUUCUGUUCAAUUAACUUCACAUGAGAUUCCAAUAGAAUUAAAAAACCUUUAUUUGGAAAAUACAGAGCUAUCAAAACAUUUUAGAACUUAUAUUAGAACGUACAAUAAUAUAUUUGCUUUCACAUCUCUUGGGGUAACUUAUGACAAAGAAUUAGCAAAAAAUAAUAAUGGUAUUUAUACUUUUCGGGUUCAAGGUCAGAUUUAUCAUUUCAUCAAUGACUUGAUUCCUACCGAUAAAAAAGGAAAAAAUCUUCAAUUAUAUUUCUUUGAUAGUGAAAAUGAAUUAAGAAAUCGAAUGGCAUGUUCAAAUAAAUUAAAUGAGUAUGUUGUGAGAACUCUGAUGGAAAUAUUAAAAAUUAAUCCAUACUCUAUGUUUUUAAAAUCUUUAGUAGAUGUUCCACAACUAUCUGAUUUUUAUAUUGCACUUAAGUGUGAUUCUGGCUUAGAUCAGCGUAUAUAUAACUUACCAACAGUAUCAGAAGUUGCAGGAAUAUGGGUAGAACAAGAUAUUACUAAUUCUAUUCCUACACCACAUAUUCGAAUAUAUACAAAAAGUGAUAAAAGUCAAUUGGUAAAUUAUUAUUACGGUUGUUAUGAUCCAUUGCAAUAUCCAUUGCUAUUUCCAUAUGGUCAAGGUGGAUGGCAUUGUGGUAUUAAGAAAAUUAAGUGUUCUUCAAGAACGUCAACACAAGUAUAUUGCGAACAAGAACAACUACCAAGUAUAAAAAAUAUGUGUUCAAUAGAUGGACUGCUUAACAUGGAAGCCGAAGUUAUGCUAAAAGAAAAGCACAAACGAGGCACUAUUUCUUGUCGUGAAUAUUAUUGUUACAAACUUCAAAUAAGAGAUGAUGAAAAUAUAGUCUUACAUGCUGGAAGAUUAUUCCAACAAUAUGUAGUAGAUGAAUGGAUAAAAAUUGAAAGCCAACGAUUAGACUUUGCUUCUUUUAAUCAAGAUUUAAUUAGAACUGAUGUAUUAGAUGGAAUUUUGGAUGUUUUACGUAAGGGGGAAAGAGAAGCUUCACAUAUAGGAAAACAACGCAUACUUCCACUUAGCUUUACUGGAGGUCCAAGAGAUAUGCGUAGACGAUAUAUGGAUGCUAUUGCAUUAGUGCAACGUUUUGGAAAACCUGAUAUAUUUUUGACUAUAACAUGUAAUCCUUCUUGGCCUGAAAUAGAAGAAAAACUUAUAUCAACUGAUGAGACAUUAGAUUUUGUUGGUAUAUAUUUACGAGAACCUGUCUUCUCUCAUGGACAAUUGUAUGUUGCUUUAUCAAGAGCAACAAGUUCUCACAAUGUUAAAGUAUUAAUUAGACCACCUAUAAUUGAUGAAAAUGAUGAUCAUUCAACAUAUAAUGUUGUCUAUAAUGAAAUUAUUGAGAAAGCCUUUUCUUGA
Molecule: messenger RNA, 1456 nt
Organism: Solanum stenotomum
Lineage: Eukaryota; Viridiplantae; Streptophyta; Magnoliopsida; Solanales; Solanaceae
Exons: 2
Coding region: 359-1456 (365 amino acids)
Source: RefSeq, a predicted model, not a curated record